Exophiala xenobiotica is the source of this 1068-nucleotide messenger RNA. RefSeq lists its product as uncharacterized. Gene Ontology annotation, molecular function: hydrolase activity. The transcript is spliced from 6 exons. NCBI's taxonomy places the organism in Eukaryota, Fungi, Ascomycota, Eurotiomycetes, Chaetothyriales, Herpotrichiellaceae. The record is from RefSeq and is a predicted model, not a curated record. Bases 1 to 1068 code for a protein of 355 amino acids.
AUGAAGAGACCUCAGUUGGGCGCGACAGACUAUCUGCAGCUGCUCUAUGCAGCUUCAAGAGGAUUGGCAACCCUUACAUGGGCUGCUUCAACAGGAUGGGCACGAGGCAACGACUGCCCUAAGGAUUAUAAGAAGCAUGUCAUCUACAGCAUGACGCGGACGAUGUUCAACUACAUCACUGUGAAGCAAGCUCAAGCCGCUGGCGGAACUACUGGCGACGCGUACCGGGAUUUCUGCAAGAAAUGCAGUAUCGAGCCUGACAUUGUCGCACUCGACGAAGAUGGACAUGGCUUAACGCUUGGGCCUGCGACCGCAAAGAAGACUGUGAUAUGGUUUCAUGGCGGAGGAUAUAAUUUGGCUGCAACGCCUGGGCAUUUCGAGUUCUUUUGGAAGGUGAUCCAACAGGCCAAGGAUAAUGGCGAAGAGCUGCGGGUCAUGAUGCUUGAAUAUGAACUGGCUCCCCACGGCAUGUAUCCUCUGCAACUCAAGCAGGCUGUCGCUGCAUUGAGACACGUGCUUGAUAUGGGCGUCAGGCCUUCUCAAAUCAUCGUUGGUGGUGACUCCGCUGGAGGUAAUCUGACGGCAGCCCUUCUCGGCCACCUCUCGCAUCCCAAACCUGACGUGCCUGAGGUGUCCCUCUCAGGAAAUCUUCGCGGUACCCUAUUCGUAUCUCCCUGGGUUACCUUUGACCAGAGCGCACCGGCAUUCACAAAGAAUUACUACAAGGAUGGCCUGGGCUUGGAAGCUUUGAAGACAUGGUCAGACAAUUUCAUGGGUAGCGCACAGCCCGAUAAUUAUAACACACCUCUGGAUGCGCCGCCAGAUUGGUGGAAGGGAAUGAAAGUCAGCGAUAAAGACAUUGCGAUUGUUGCCGGCUCCAAUGAGGUUCUGGUGGAUGAUAUUCGCGAAUUCAAGAAACACGUCAAGGUCAACAAUCCGGGCCUUGAGUACCUUGAGGCGACUGAUGAGGGCCACGAUGCGCUGGUGAUGGAUCGAGCAUUCGGUUUGACUGGGCCGCUGGCAAGUGAAGACUUUUGCAAGGAAUGGAUUUUGGCGAGGCUGAAGUAG